CUUCCUUUUAUCACCUUCCUCAUCUUCUUGUUUUGACUUCCUAUCUUCAAUUCAUUUUCUUCAUCGUUAUUAAUCUUAAUUUUCACCAGCCAUGUCGAAACUCUACAUCUUUAUUAUCCUUACUAUAUUCACCCCAACUUUAUUAUUAAUAUCAGUCAAAUUAAAUUCUUCAUCAGUCAAAGAAUUCCUUGAAUACAAUAUUUAUCAGCAGCACUCUAAUGAGGUCAACAUUGUGCUGCUAGGCGGCAAGGGGUUACCAAAAAAAGGCACUGUGGAGUACAACUCCGCCGCCUGGACAGCUGUUGAGCAAUACGGCCGCCGCCACCUCUCCACCGCACAUCAUUCACCUGCACUGACAUUUGCUGCGGCGGGCGAUGUCAACACCAAGAUACGAAGUUUGGGAAAUUUGCAUUUUGCCCAAAUAAGUGUCGGGACUCCUCCAGAUUCUUUUAUGGUGGCGAUUGACACUGGCAGCGAUAUAUCUUGGUUGCCUUGUGGAUGCAAGAACUGUCCUGCCUACUUUCUAACGGAUAAUGAAGACGUAAAAUUUCUCAAUUCCUACGAUCCCAAAAAUUCAUCCACAAGUGCAAUAAUCUCUUGCGAGAGCCCGGAGUGCUGGCCAAAGAAUCAAUGUCCAGCCCAGUCCCGCAAGGCAUGCCCCUACGAAGUAACUUACGGGUCAAGCAACACUACUUCGACUAAGGGCAUCCUUGUUAAGGAUGUCUUGCACUUAGAAACCUAUGACCACAAACGCCAGCCUCGUACUGCGCCAAUUAUAUUCGGGUGUGGAAUGAUUGAGACCGGCGAGAAUUUGGAGGAAGGCGCAAUCAAUGGUUUGCUAGGGCUGGGAUUUAACACACCUUUGGAUGUGCCUGGCAGGUUAGCAUCCAAAGGCUUAGUACCCAACUCUUUCUCCUUAUGCUUUGGCCUUGAUGGCAAAGGUAGGCUAGCAUUUGGAGACAAGGGUAGCAGUGAUCAGAUGAAAACACCAAUAGAGCAGGGCAGCCCUGGUUAUUACAUAAGGAUAGAGCGCAUUGGUGUGGACAAAAUUGGAACCAAUGUUGACUUUGUAGCCCUGGUUGAUUCUGGCACCUCUAUUACACAGCUGAAUCAUGAGGAAUAUACCAUUUUAACAAAGAAUUUCGAUUCUCUAGUGAAGGACACACGUGUGGCUCUCACAGAUCAACCUCGUUUUCAGUACUGCUAUACUCCAAGCACAAAUCACACCACACAUCGGACUCCUUCUUUGACCCUAAAGAUGAAAGGAGGAGCCUAUUUCGAUGUUAUAACCCCCAUUGUCAUAACGACUCUUCCGAUGGGUGAACCAGUUUACUGUUUAGGCAUUGUUGAAAAUCAGAAUAUUGAUGUCAACGUUAUAGGGCAGAAUUUUAUGACGGGCUACCGUCUUGUAUUUGAUCGUGAAAAGUCAAUUUUUGGAUGGAAGCAAUCAAACUGUAUAGCAAAAGAAGCGAACACUAUUGCCACAAGCGAAGCAUCUUCAGCAACAAUGGGCGGCAUAGUCGUGAUUCUUUUAGUUUCUUUUUCUGUUACACAUAUAUAAUGUAAUUAUGAUUUUAUUUCUAUAACCUAAUAGGGCAGAACUUGGAUGUACAAAAUCUUUCCAGCUAGAGAAUUCACAAAUUCUUUAUGUAUAUAUGUGGCAGAAAUGGUUAAAUAAAUAAUGAAU
Messenger RNA from Cuscuta epithymum, 1687 nucleotides. The record is from the annotation of a GenBank genome assembly. Lineage: Eukaryota; Viridiplantae; Streptophyta; Magnoliopsida; Solanales; Convolvulaceae.